AGAUAAUGAAAAUUCACUUCAAAAAGCUAAACAGCAGUAUCCGCUUCAUCACUUUCUUUGUGAAUUUUGUAAUAUAAAAGGUGUUCAGCGCUACUUGUGGUGUUAUAACACAUCUGUAAUAGCAGAGAACUAUACUGCAUAGUAGUUUCCUAAACUAUCACUAACAAAAAAAAUAUAACCUGCAGUCUGCACCCACAUGUCCGGAUUUAUUUAAAUAUCGGUAAAGAAUGGCUGAGAAAAUAAGAAUUGGAUCCAAGUAUGACAUGAGGGGCAACUAUGAGCCAUCCGAUUCGGAAGAUGAAUAUUCAGCAAGAGAGAAAAAGUUGCUCGAGAAGGUAAAAAAAAGAAAAAAUCAUGGUUCUGACAGUGAGGAAGAAGAAAUGUAUGCAUUUUCAGAAUCUGAUGAUGAAGCAGAUAACAAGGACUUGGAAAUCGCUGAUAGCGAUGUAGAGGGUCAAGAGAAGUCAGAUGAUGACUUGCCUGAUACAAAAGCAUGGGGCAAGAAGAAGAGGUCUUAUUAUGCCACAGACUAUGUAGAUGAAGAUUAUGGAGGGUUUGGAAAUGAUGAGGAAGCAGCUCUGAUGGAAGAAGAGGAAGCUAAAAAUAUUCAGAAACGUCUCCUGGAACAACUAAGUGAAGAAGAUUUUUCCAUUGACUUCUUUAAAAAAGCAGAAAAGAGUGAAACAGAAACAGCUGUAAUUAAGAGUGAUCUGAGCCAGCUUUCCAAACGACAGAAACUGCAACUUCUUGAAAUAGAAAGCCCAGAAUUUGCCGGACUUAUUGAUGAUUUUAAAACAAAGCUAACUGUUGCCAAAGAUGACCUUCAACCUGUAAUAGAACUCAUCAAGGAUGGUAAGCUACCCAAGUGCCCAGCAUCAAAAUUUGUCAAAACUAAUUACAAUCUUAUACUGAACUAUUGCACAAAUAUAAGUUUCUACCUGUUACUCAAAAGCCAAAAAAUCAACAUUCAAAAUCAUCCUGUGAUAAAGAGAUUGUAUCAAUACAGACAGAUGCUAAACAAAAUGGAACCAAUUUAUGUUGAUGUUAUAAAGCCUCAAAUUGAUAAGAUUUUGAAUGCUGUGAGUAAUAAAUUAGAAAUUGAGUUAACACAGGUCUCUCAAGACAAGAAAACUAGUAAACGUAAAUCAGAUAAAAGUUCUACUGAGUCUGCAUCAAAGAAACUGAAACUUAUUAAUUCAAUUGAAAAAGAUGAAGGUGAGGACACUGGAGUAUCUGACAAUGAAGAAGAGUAUGAGGGAACAGACUACUUCAGAAGCAAUGACGAUGCUGGCUCAUCUAAACUCAAUGAGGAAUCAGAAGAGAGUGGAUUCUCAGACAAUGAUGAAGCUGCUAAGGAGCAGGAACACGAUGAUAAUAAACCAUCAUCAUCAUCAGUUGAUGUUGCCGAGGAAGUGGCUGAUAAAAGGCACAUUACAUACCAAAUGGCUAAGAACAAAGGCUUGACACCACAUAGGAAGAAGGAGCAGAGGAACCCUCGAGUCAAGCACAAGCUCAAGUACAGGAAGGCAAAGAUCAGGAGGAAGGGAGCGGUCCGUGAAGCCAGGACCGAGGUCACUCGCUACGGAGGAGAAGCCUCCGGUAUCAAGGCUAAUGUCAAGAAGAGUAUCAAAAUUAAAUAACAUAAUUGAUGGCUUUUAAGUUAUGUAAUGGAUAAUAAUUUUACUUUGUAUAAAUAAUAACAGCUCAUGUCACUGAAUAAACCAGUUUAUUUUUUAAUAGCUUU
Molecule: messenger RNA, 1744 nt
Organism: Plutella xylostella (diamondback moth)
Lineage: Eukaryota; Metazoa; Arthropoda; Insecta; Lepidoptera; Plutellidae
Gene: Sas10
Product: UTP3 small subunit processome component Sas10
Biological process (GO): maturation of SSU-rRNA from tricistronic rRNA transcript (SSU-rRNA, 5.8S rRNA, LSU-rRNA)
Cellular component (GO): small-subunit processome; nucleolus
Source: RefSeq, a predicted model, not a curated record